AUGAAUGUAGUCGACAAUGCGCAAUCAAGACGGAGAGCGUGUGCCCGGUGCGCUACUGCAAAAGCGAGAUGCACCUACAGCGGCAGCGGGGGCUGUGAUCGAUGCCAGCGGCUGGGGAGGGAGUGCAUUCUCGAAGAAAUCCCGCGACGCAAGAGAGAGAAGCAGUCCACAAGGGUCAAGGCGCUGGAGGACAAGGUCAACGCCCUUCUUGGCUUGCUAGGUCCCGAAAGGGUUCCUGGUGGGAUUGGCAACCCUGCCACGGUAGACGCCAGGACGCCAGCUCCCACGGAAGAUGGCUGUUCCCCCCUCGGCCGAAGUGCCCAGAGCACCACAGCACCGUCAACGGUGGAAGAGGGCAGAUUCUUCGAUGCCAUUGACCAUGGCCUGCUCACCAUGUCGACGGCCGACGCCCUGUUGAGCAAGUACAAACGGGUACAUUCCGAAUACUUCCCCUUUGUCAUUGUGCCUCCGCAGACUGAUGCGGCGACCCUCCGGGCCCAAUCUCCCGUGCUCUUCCUGGCUAUCACGGCAACGUGUCUCGAAGGAGACCACCUGCUCCAAAGAAGGCUGGGGUUCGAAGUCAAGAAGACUCUUUGCGAACGAGUCAUGGUUGGCAAUGAGAGGGAUCUGGGCUUGUUGCAGGGUCUGCUCGUUCUGCUGGCUUGGACCCAUUUCCACUUCAGUCCCACGAGCAAGCAGCUGUUCAUGCUCCUGCAGAUGGCCGUCGGGCUGGUCACCGACCUCGACCUGGACAGGUGUCCUGCGCAUCGCGAUCAGAGGGUUGCCAGCCACCUCUGCUGCGUGUCAUCCCCCCAGAAUGCACAAGGACAGGCCAAGUACCCGGUCCAGUGUCGAAGGUCAUUGCCUGAGAUCCGCGCCCUCCUAGGCUGCUUCUACCUUUGCUCAUCGAUGGCGAUGAUGCGGAAAGAGCUGGCCAUGAGACACACCAAGUGGAUUGACAACUGCUGCCACAUUCUCGACGCGGAACAGGAAUGGCCAACGGACAUCUACGUGACGGCCCUCAUCAGCACGAGGUGUCUCGUCCAAAGUGUCGGCGAGAGGUUCUCAUACGACGAUAUCACUCUCGUCCAACUUCAAAGCGAUGUUGUAAUCAACAUGUCUCUGAACGGCUUUAAGAAAGCAGUCGCCGAGCUUGAGAGAGGUCCUGCUUUUUCACCCACGCGGGAAAAUUGUGAGUGA
Messenger RNA from Cladophialophora carrionii CBS 160.54, 1200 nucleotides. RefSeq lists its product as uncharacterized. Lineage: Eukaryota; Fungi; Ascomycota; Eurotiomycetes; Chaetothyriales; Herpotrichiellaceae. The transcript is spliced from 2 exons. Gene Ontology annotation, cellular component: nucleus. The record is from RefSeq and is a predicted model, not a curated record. Gene Ontology annotation, molecular function: DNA-binding transcription factor activity, RNA polymerase II-specific; transcription cis-regulatory region binding; zinc ion binding. Gene Ontology annotation, biological process: regulation of DNA-templated transcription. The coding region runs from base 1 to 1200 and encodes 399 amino acids.